UCAUCCAUUGUCAGCCCAUGCUCGCGCAAGAUCGUGCUUGUACCCUUGAUCGCGAACUCACUAACACAUUUAUUUCGCUAUCAAGAAAAAACCACCGCCGCCUCUCAAACCCAGGCACCAGCUCAACCCGCCCAAUCCGAGAAGCCCAAGCCCUGUUGCGUGUGCAAGACCGAAAAGACCGCCCGCGACGACUGCAUGCUCUUUUCCAAGACCGACGAUCCCACCCAGGAAUGCAAGCCGAUGAUCGAGCAGUACAAGACCUGCAUGGCUGGGUUUGGAUUCAAGGUCUGA
Molecule: messenger RNA, 291 nt
Organism: Penicillium lagena
Lineage: Eukaryota; Fungi; Ascomycota; Eurotiomycetes; Eurotiales; Aspergillaceae
Product: copper metallochaperone COX17
Exons: 2
Biological process (GO): mitochondrial respiratory chain complex IV assembly
Cellular component (GO): mitochondrial intermembrane space
Molecular function (GO): copper ion binding; copper chaperone activity
Source: RefSeq, a predicted model, not a curated record